Molecule: messenger RNA, 5493 nt
Organism: Spodoptera littoralis (African cotton leafworm)
Lineage: Eukaryota; Metazoa; Arthropoda; Insecta; Lepidoptera; Noctuidae
Source: the annotation of a GenBank genome assembly
AUGAUCCGAUCGUUAAUUCCUGGUAGAUACGGUAGUAUCUACCAGGUACACAGGACAAGUGAGCUAGUGGCUCUGAUUGCAGUAUCAUGCACGUUGUUCCUGUUCCUCCACACACGAGAUCUGAGCACCAAGCUGCGGCGGAUGGAAGGUCGGCUUAAUGAUGACGUCACCGCCUUCAACCAUCUUACAGACAGAGUCCCGACGGAUCGGACGGAGCAUGCGUUUGCGUCGGCGCAGGAGUACAAAGAGGCACUCGAGGCUAUACGGAGGCACACUGGCGCCGAGCGUAGCAAACCUCAGCGUACGUUAGAAGCGGAACCUGAGGAGUCCCAGCAGGAGGUGGAACAGGAAUACCUGGACGAGCUCCUGGUGCCUGAACCCUGGGAGCUGAACAAUACAGCACGAGCUGGCACUGAGAUCCUGUUCUUCAACAGAACCAUUCGCCUGGCACCCGCUGAUCAGAUGGCACUGGCUAGUCUUGUGUCUGCGUACGACCCGCCAGCUUCUUACAUCAAACAUGUCUGCUACACUAAUUUUACCAGGUUGGGCUAUCCGAAUCCAAUAUACGUGAAUGUGGUGCGUGAUCCCGUGGAGAGAGUGAUCUCUUGGUACUACUACGUGAGGGCGCCUUGGUACUACGUUGAGAGGAAGAGGGCCUUCCCUGAUCUGCCUCUACCGGACCCUGCCUGGUUGAAAAAGGACUUUGAAACGUGUGUGCUGAGCGGAGACCGGGAGUGUCGCUACAUCGAGGGCCAGACUCACGAGGGUAUCGGAGACCACCGCCGGCAGACACUGUUCUUCUGCGGACACGACCCACAGUGCAUGCCAUUCAACAGUGUGGAAGCUCUGCAGCGAGCUAAGAGGGUGGUGGAGGAGCAGUACGCGGUAGUCGGUGUUCUGGAAGACAUGAACUCCACACUGCUGGCCUUCGAACGAUACGUGCCCAGGUUCUUCCAUGGAGCCCUGAAGUUAUACUGGGAGGAAAUGAACACAUUCACGCGAAUCAACCGCAACUCCUUCAAGCCGCCAGUCUCCGAGGAAGUGAAGCAAAUAGUCCGAGCAAACUUCACCAGGGAGAUCGAAUUCUAUGAGUUCUGCAAACAGAGGUUGCACAUGCAGCUGAGAGCACUCCGAGAUCCAACCAUCACCCUCCCAACUCCCCGGAGGACGAGGAGGCGGAGAGCCCGUCAUAUGAACAGAGUGUAACCAUAGCAACCUGAUGGGCAUCCCAUCGCUUCUAGACUGUGUUAGGUUAGAAGUCGUGUAACCGCCUCAGAGAUAGCGUGACGUAUCUAAAACAGACUUUAUAACGCGCAAUUUCGUUUCGUCUUUGCUUUUAGUUGACUAACUCUCAAACUAGGCCAAUCACGCGACGUUAAGCGCCUGAUAAUUUCCUUAAGGCAAUUUUGUAUUUACGCGUCUUUCGUUAACUUUAAGUUUUCCAGUGUUUGUUUAUUUGAAACUAUGCCAGUGCAAUCAUUAUUUUCCUUAUUUCUACUUGUGUAGUCUAGUUUAUUAUAUUAUUAUUUAUGUGAAUGUCAACACAUUUGUAUAAAUAUUUUAUAAAAUUGUUGUAUAGUUUGCCAGUAAAUUAAUCGCACGCUAAAAUUGAACUUGAUUAAAUUAUUAUUUGCGUGAUUUUGUUGUUUAUUGUUAAGUCGUGAUCGCCGCCAUCUUGGCUAUUGGCGCGAAAUUGUGACUAUUUAUUGUAAUUGUUUAAGUGAUGUCCAUAUUUUUUAUUUUAAGCUAAACAUGAACCAUUAUAAGUACAGCUUCCUUUUUAUAUGAUUUUGUAUAGUAUAGAGAAUAAUUAAUUAGCUUUAUUAUUAACGCUAGUUACUAAUAUAAGUCGCACUAUUAUUUAAAAUGGACUUCAGAGAGGAGCUAGACAGAAAAAUUUUUCAAAUUACUUUAAAUCUGUCUACUUUAUGAUCUGUACCUAAACUACGUAAAAUUAUUUAUUACGAGAUCAAAUAAAUAUUAUUGUGAUAUAAAAUUUCGCUUAUUGAUAAGAUAAUGUAAUUAAACUACUUACAUAGUUUGAAAAUGUGUGUUUUAUUUUAAUUUCCCAGUACAAUCGGUUUGUUGAGAAAUGGUUCGUACAUAUUAAAAUAAUUAUUUGUAACGUCGUUAGUCCCAGUUGGGUGUCAUUUACUAAAUUGAUUUUGAAACAAAUCCUUUAUAUAUUAAAAUCUAAAAUACCUCGAAAACCUAUAGGUCCUAGCGAAAAAUUAACCAAAUUUUCAAAAUCCCCUAGGGUCGGCGCCCCUUUUCAAAAUGUUUGAACAUCAAAUUCAGUACACUAGAGGUUGGGAUUUAUUAGCUUAGAGAAUCUAGAGUAUUACAGUACAUCUUAGAAUUAGACUGCUUUCGAAAUGUUCUUGGUCCCAGUUGGGCGCCAUUAGCAGAUUUUUUAUUAUUAUACUCUGUGCAUUUGAAUCUAAAAUACUUCGAAAACUACACAUUCUGCCUAAAAAAUAAAUAAAUUUUGGAACCCCCUUGGUGUCUACACUCCCUGUAGAGAUAUACCUAUUUUCUGACUGAUAGACAGUGUGGAAUUAACUUUGGCUCUGACCAGACGUAAUGAGUGCUACUUUCCUCUAGUUCAUGGCAUUUCAAAUACAGAUGGCUCUGUUCUAAACUUUUUAGGUUUCUUUGCUAAGUUUUAGUUCUGCUUUCGUGUUAUUUAAAAAAUAAACCAAAAUACGAUAAUUAUGCACAUUAAUUUAUUAGAUAGGUAUUUAUUACAAAACAGGAGUCAAUUAAAGAAUAACAAUAGUUCAUAAGGGUAGUAAUUCAAAUUGUGUAAAAAUAAUAUGGCCACAUUUUAAGAAUUCAGGUACAUAUACAAAAUAGACAAAACAUCGGCCUAAUAAAUAAAUUAUCAUAUCGCUUAAAAGUAAUAAUAAUUUAAUUUAAUAAUUUCUAAUAGUCUCAUUUUAUUAAAAUCUCAAAACUGAAUUAACAAUUGGCUAUUAAUUAUCAGUUCUCACGUAGGAAGUAUGUCAUGACACCGUGAUUAUAAAAAUAUAAAAUAUAUCCAGAUAAUAACAUCGGUAUAAAACAUUUCAGUUACAAUAUUCGUUAUUCUCAUAAUUAGGAUUCACAAUCUUUAAACAUUUUAAACAACACGUUUUCGUAACUACUUUAUAACAAUUGAAUAAUUUUACAAAGUUCUAAUAGAGGAAGAUAUUAUGUCACCACAGAUAUUACAACUAGAGAUAUUCGCAUUAUCUACACUUCAUAAUGUUAUGUGAAUAAAAUCUUUCUAUCUAGGUGAUACUCCUAACUCGACAUUUAUAACUAUUACAAAGGUCUAAUAGUGUCAUAAAAAUUGUAUUAAAAUAUUAAUUAAUAUCAUUCAGAAUUCAUCUCUCUAUGUACAAGGAGAAAGGCGCGGCUGCGUUAACAGCUCGUGCCUGCACGCACAUUCAUCACAUUUUAUUGUCCUACGGGACGCUAAUCUACAAUUAACAUAGUACGAAACAAAAAUUGAUGAAUUAUACAUACAUAACUCGAAACAUAUUUACUGCAAAAUGGCACUCUGAGAACGAGUGGUUCACUCGUCGUUUACAAUAUCUACGCCUACUCUAAUUCAUAUCACAAGUACGCUUUCCAACGUGAAGCCUCAUCUAUCCAGGAGCUUAGGACGCCCGCGCUGCUUCGCCCGCGAGGUGCCGCGGGCAGCACGCACAGGAAUGUUCCAGCCCGCGCCGGCGGGGCAAGCCCGCCACGCCACCUGCGCACUCCGAGCCGUCUGCGACUCCCGCGCACUCGUCACUCCGACACUGUCACCUCUCGGCUUUGCGCAGCCGCGUCAGUAGAACGAGGGGUGCCAGUCGACCGUGGGGUGCAGUGGUGCCGACGUACCCGAAGCAUUAGCCGCACUCGCCGGCGUUACCGCGCCUAGCGCGAGACAGUCGAAGCAGUAAUUAGCACUACUAUUGCUGUCCCAGAACUGUUGACCCUUGCAUAAGAAUCUUACGGCUAACUCUAAUCGCUGUCCAGAAGAUAUUGCGGGAGCAUACAGUACAAAUUGGAAACGGUCAGAGAAACCGUCACAAGAACCUUGCACGUAUGUAGCCUGCAAGUCCGUGUAUGUUUUCCAUCUGUUCAUAGUGUAGCGUAUAUGUACAGUCUUGUGGAAGUCUAAGUUUCGUACUCGCACAGAGCCACACACGGUGACAUGCACACCAUCACACACGCGAGCGCUUUCAAGGCACACAUUUUGCGUUUCUAAUUUAUCCGUAAUGUCUACUGGAAGUUGGAACAGUGGGACCAGCGUCAGAGCGCCAAGUCGUGGUGCUGGUCUUGCUGGUGGAGUACUCUGCACAUCGCAACCAGUAAGAUCGUCAUAGGCAGAUUUGGGUACAACAGGUAUCUCAUCCAUAAAAGUUUUUACAUCUGCUAGAUCAAGGCCUAAAACGUCUGCAAAACGUACAAUUUUCUUACGGCCAGGAGUGCCGGGUGGCGUCUUUCCUGUUUUGAGUGAGGAGCAGCGCCUAACACGUUGAGGUCGGUCGUCUUCUACUUCGACUUCAGUUUCGUUGUGGUUUUCAUCAUUUACUUCUGCAUUUAAUAGGGACGGCUCGAUUUCAGGUGCUGGCGAUAUUUCUUUAUCAACAGAAACUUCACUGGUUAUUAUUUUUAAAGGUUCCCUACUGAUUUCGUUGCAUUUAACUAUUCCGUUAGUUUCUUCCGUUGGGGUUUCCUCAUCGAGUGGGAUUUCAACUUCGGCCAGUGAUAAAUUUUCCAGACAUUCUGUCGUAUGAGUUUCAUCGCUUUUUUCAUUUUGUAAUUCUUCUGCUUCAACACCAUCAGAUGGUUCACUUUUUGCUGAUUCAAAUUCUGAGUCACUGUCUACUGCGGUACUUGGCAAAUUAGUUAAACUAAUAGCGUCCGUAUGUAAGGCAGCGAUCGGUUUCGGGGCACAGUCGAUUUCAUCGAGACUAUUUUGUGGUGCACAACCCUCAAAUGUGAUUGCAGAAUAUAAUCGUUUAUUUGCGUGACCAUUUUCACGCGAGAUUGGUUGAAGUUUCACUGGCGGAGUGCACUCUGUGUAAAAAGCCGUAGAAAAUAUGAAGCCAUUUUGUGUUUUAUCUGGUUGCUGUAAUAAAAACUUGGCCUGUUCUUUAGCUAAUUCAGGCUCAGAAUCGACGUCAUAAAAAGGUGGUUCUUGGUCCUCGGUGGGAGAUCUUUCUGGAAAGGCAGGCUCGUAGUCAUCGACGGGGCUGGAUGGGCUCUCACACUCUAACUCAAAGUCAUAGAAAGUGUCGAGAUCUCGUGUGUUGGUGGAGGUCGUAGGCCUGUGCUGUGAACUGGCGUCGCGUGUGAGCCAACUGUUCUCACAGUGGUCGUCGUGUGCACCGCCGAGGUUGCUGAGGCGCGAGUGCAGAUCGCGCGCGAACGCCGCGGCGCGUCGGCCGCACGACAUCGGCAGCAGCGAGGUCAGUCCGCACUGCGACCCUGCGCGAUCUCCGCUCAUCUGCGUCU